AUGCAGUUCAAACGACAAGUUACAUCGAAUCUCAAGCAUUUUGAAGUGCACGGUUUCUGUGAUGCCAGCCAGAGUGCGUAUGGAGCCUGCAUUUAUCUCAAGUCAAUCGAUGAUAACGGAAAAAUCCAGAUCAACCUUUACUGUGCUAAAUCUCGAAUCACUCCUCUCAAAGGCAAUCACACCAUCCCUCGCUUAGAACUCUGUGCAAUGAAACUCCUCUCUAACCUGUAUGACACAGUGAAGAAAGCAACAGACCUCACACCACAACGAGAAGUUUUUUGGUCAGACUCUACUGUCGCUCUCCACUGGAUUAGAACAUCUCCUCACCUCCUUCAACGAUUCGUGGCUAACAGGGUGUCUCGAAUCCAAGAUCUCACCAAGAACAUAGAGUGGAGACAUGUACGCACACACGACAAUCCCGCAGAUGCAGUAUCCAGGGGUGAACUUGCCUCUGACUUCUUGAAGAAUAAUCUGUGGCUGCAUGGACCCAGCUGGCUCCAUGAUUCUGAAGAACAUUGGCCUCAUUUCCUCAUAGAAAAGCCCUCAGAAUUACCUGAACUUCGAAAAAUUGCUUGUCUUCAUGUCACUGAACCCGCCAGCAACCUCUUUGUACGUCGGUAUUCCUCAUUUGAAAAGCUCAAACGAAUCACUGGAUGGUGCUUAAGGUGGCGCAAGAGACUCUCCCACAAAUAUCUCACUCUCCCAGAACUUGAAGCAGCCGAAACUAAACUUCUCCAACUAGUUCAAAAAGAAGCCUUCUCCACAGAACUCUCACUACUUCGGCAAGGAAAACCUCUUUCUUCAAAAAAUCGUUUAAAAAACCUCAGUUUGAAACUCGAUGACAAUGGACUCAUUCGAGUUGGUGGUCGGCUAAGAAAGGCUCGUAAUUUUCCCCUAGAUGGCAAACAUCCCAUAUUGCUACCAAAGGGGCAUUACAUCACUCACCUCCUCAUCAAGAAAGCUCACUUGGCCAAUCUUCACCCAGGCAUCCAGACAACUCUUCAUCUACUCAGGCAGCGAUACUGGCCCAUUGAUGGGCGCAGUCAAGUACGAUUCAUCAUUUACAAGUGCAUCAACUGUGCCAAGGUAGAUCCACCUUCAGUCAACUACCCCAUGGCAGAUCUCCCGAGCGCACGCAUCACACAGGCAAACCCCUUCACUCACACUGGUGUGGACUAUUGUGGUCCCUUCCUCAUCAAAGAACGAAGAUACCGUAAUCUCAAGAAAAUAAAAAUUUGGAUCAGCAUAUUCGUGUGCUUCACAACAAAGGCA
Molecule: messenger RNA, 1272 nt
Organism: Diachasma alloeum
Lineage: Eukaryota; Metazoa; Arthropoda; Insecta; Hymenoptera; Braconidae
Exons: 1
Source: RefSeq, a predicted model, not a curated record